UUUUCUAAGAAAUAUUAUCCAUAUAUACUUGCAAUCCGUGCUAUUUUAAAUUCUGCUCUUCAUUAGCAGCCUUGGUAAUGCACUGCUAAUAUGGCUGAACAAAGGCAACGUGCUUUGUCAACAUCAGGGGAAGCACUAUAUGGAAUCCUGGCCCUAGAGAAGGGAGCAACACAUGAUGAGAUUAAGAAGUCCUACAGAAAACUGGCUCUGAAAUAUCAUCCCGACAAGAACCCUGACAAUCCAGAGGCUGCCGAAAAAUUUAAGGAGAUUAACAAUGCUCAUGCAACACUGACGGAUCUCUCCAAGCGAAACAUAUAUGACAAGUACGGAUCCUUGGGGCUCUACGUGGCAGAACAGUUUGGGGAGGAAAAUGUUAACACUUACUUCAUGCUCUCUAGCUGGUGGGCAAAGGGUCUGUUUGCAGUCUGUGGCCUCCUGACUGGCUGCUACCUCUGCUGCUGCCUCUGCUGCUGCUUCAACUGCUGCUGUGGAAAGUGCAAACCCAAAGCACCCGAAGGGGAAGAACAGGAGUUCUGUGUGUCUCCAGAAGACCUGGAAGAGCAAAUUAAGAACGACAUGGAAAGAGAUGGAGAAACUCCUAUUGUGCUUCAGCCGACAAACGCAACUGAAAAGACGCAGCUCAUAGGGGACAGCCAUCGGAGCUACCACACAGACUCCUAGAGCAGGCACACACAGCCUGGUGGUGCUUCCCAGCCAGUGUCACAGCAAGGAAAAACGCGUGACAAGCUCUGCAGCCUGUACCUGUAACUAACCAAGAGUAACCUCAGAGUCAUUUCCUGUCAAGGUAGAAUCUCCCUCUAGGCCACUUCAAGUAGUUUCAGAUCUACCCUCCGUGAAGAGAUGCCUACAGCCAGCGCAGAGCUCUCACUGCUUCAGACUGCCCUCUUGGCACCAUCUUCCCUCUACAACACUCUCCUUGGUGCAACUGCUCUUCUCCCUGGCCCUCAGUUGGGGCUUCACAUCUCAGACGUGGUCUCCAGACACACCAGCCCCAUCUCUGUACCCUGGGGAAGAUUUCUUUCUAAGGAAAAUCAGUGGCAAGGCUGGUGGGGCUUCUGCAAAGUGGAAGCACUCCCUGGAAAGCAGGCAACACCUUAAUGAUAUCAGCCCAAUUCUGGCAACUGGAAAUCUGAGCCAGGGUGAUGGGCUCCAGGGUCAUUCAGGUGGUGGGAACAAAGCAGAUAACUCCAAACUCAGGAGCAUCAACCAUCAUGAUACGCAUGUAGGCUCUGUAUCCUCCUGCACACAUGCAGACCAUACCUGCACAAGCUGCAAACACACCAGGGAGAGGAUUGCUGGCCCUGGGCUCUCCUAUCCUCACCACCAACA
This is a messenger RNA of Coturnix japonica (Japanese quail), 1350 nucleotides long. RefSeq names its product DnaJ heat shock protein family (Hsp40) member C5 beta (gene DNAJC5B). NCBI's taxonomy places the organism in Eukaryota, Metazoa, Chordata, Aves, Galliformes, Phasianidae. The record is from RefSeq and is a predicted model, not a curated record.